Molecule: messenger RNA, 2249 nt
Organism: Nilaparvata lugens (brown planthopper)
Lineage: Eukaryota; Metazoa; Arthropoda; Insecta; Hemiptera; Delphacidae
Product: angiotensin-converting enzyme-like
Exons: 11
Coding region: 317-1906 (529 amino acids)
Biological process (GO): proteolysis
Cellular component (GO): plasma membrane
Molecular function (GO): metallopeptidase activity; peptidyl-dipeptidase activity
Source: RefSeq, a predicted model, not a curated record
AUAGAGAGAAAGGAGAAAGCAAGUGAGAGCUCUCGGAGUAGUGACAAGAGACAUGCGCGAAAAGUCGUAGCUAAAUUGCUCUUGGAUCUUCUCAUUUCUCCAGCAACCAUGGCAUUAUCAGCACUUGGUUUACAAUUUCUUGCGUUAAUUCUGACACUUGUGAGAGGUGAUCUUGAUAUCUUCAAUGAAAUGGAUGAAGCCUUGACCUAUUUCAAUAGAUUACAGGCCAACUUAACAUGGCAGGCUCUAACUGGAUCGGGAGAAUUUGACUUGAAAUUAAUGGCUGAAAUUGGCGAGGCUCAAAUAAAAUGGAAAAAUGAGAAAUGCUCGAUGUUGGAAGGAAAUGCUCGAACUGCAAAAUCAAAUUUUAGACCAGGAAGAUCGUAGAAAAAUUUCAAUUUUGUGUAGAGGACCUAGGUAUACCGCUGAUCAAGCAAGAGAGAUGGCUGCCAUUUUGAAAGACCUCCAAUCGCUGUACGUGGACAGUAAGGUUUGCCGCGGCCCGCAACUGCCCUGCUACGCGGCUGAGCCCGACUUGGAGCGACUGUUCGCGACCAGUCGCGACGCGGCCGAACUGCUCUGGGCCUGGCAUGAGUGGCGCGACCAAGUCGCAGCGGCUAGACCGCUCUACGCGCAGCUAAUCGCUAUUCAGAAUCAAGCUGCUCAAAGUCAAGGCUACCAUGACAUAGGCGAAUGCUGGAGAGAGGAACUGGAAAUACCCAACUUGGCUCACUUGGUUGAGCGACUCUACGACGAUGUCAGGCCUUUGUUCACUAUGUUACAUGCCUAUGUCAGACAUAGAUUGUCAAUAGUUUAUGGCAAAGAUGUUGUCUCACCCACCAAACCGAUUCCUGCACACUUAUUGGGCAACCUGUGGGCGCAGACCUGGGACAACAUAGUCGACCUAAUCGUGCCCGACCUGGCCGCCCGCUUCAAUCUCGACCGGAAGUUGAAAGGUGACCGGAAGUGGACUGUUCCACACAUGGCGCGCCGAGCCGAGGCGUUCUACACGUCCAUGUCACUGCCUCCCAUGACCGCCGCCUUCUGGAGGGAGUCCCGGCUGGAGAACCAAAAUGGCCGCCAGUGUCAUGGCUCCGCUGCAAACAUGUUUACACAAGAUGAUUACAGAAUUCUAAUGUGUGCCGAACCUAGCAUGGAGGAUUUCUAUGUUCUUCACCAUGAACUGGGUCACAUACAGUAUUACAUGGCUUACAAAGAUCAACCAGCAAUAUUCCAGGAUGGUGCAAAUUCAGCGUUCCAUGAGUCAAUAGGUGACGCAAUAAUGUACGGUGUAAUGACUCCUCACCAUCUCAAGCGUUUGAGUCUAAUUGAUUCGGCUGUCGAUCCUGACCUGGACAUCUACCUACUGCUGAGAUCAGCCCUGAACAAACUCCCGCAACUGGGCUUCGGCCUGGCCCUGGAGCAGUGGCGUUGGGGGGUGCAAGCAGGGAGUGCAGGGGGGCACCAAAACCCCCCCUCGCACUGGAACACCCUCUGGUGGCGGAUGAGGGAACUACAUCAGGGCAUCCAACCACCAACUCUACGCAGUGAUAGCUUUCACUUUGAUCCGGCCGCUAAGUUCCAUAUCGUCGAUAACACCCCCUAUAUCAGGUAUGUAGUGGGUGGUUUUCUGCAAAUGCAGAUAUUUGAAGCCCUGUGUGAAAAUGCGAAGGGGAAGUAUGAGCCACUUCAUCGCUGUGACAUUUACAAUUCCACCGCUGCAGGCUCCAAACUAAGGAAAAUGAUGAGCUUAGGCAGCAGUCGACACUGGUCCGAAGCAUUGUCCGUUCUCACAAAUGGAAAAAAUGUCAAAAUUUCCAGCGCCGCCAUUUUGAAAUACUAUCAACCCCUGGCUGUCUGGCUCAAACAGCAAAUAGCAAAGCUCUCCAUUCCAGUUGGGUGGUAGGGCACUCAAGGAAUUGUUAUCUAAUCUAAAUAUUGUGGAAAAUUCAUGGAAACACCAUCAUCUCCUUCAAGAAACAUCAACAAAUCUCAGUGUAAAAUACUAGCUUAUAUUUAAAUAACUCAUAGUUUGCAAUGUGCGAUAAUGAAUAUUCCUUAAAAUAUGGUAUUGAAUAAAAUAAUGUAAACAAGGUGAUAUGCGUUUAAUGAUGUGGUAUAGGAAUUUAUUUUAAUAUAUCAAGUCUGUAAAGGAAACUUUUUGUGUAGUUGAGAAGUUGAUACUGUGGUAAUUAUUCUUAUUGAUUGAAAAAGACUAAGAAAUUGUCAAAAACCACAGAUUUAUUGAU